AUGGCGUCUCCACUCUCAUCCUCGCAGACGACGCCUUCGCGCAACCCAGUGCCGUCGACACUCACCAACCUCCGCGCCUUCGUCAACGACCCGCCGCUCCCGCCGCCCGCCCGCAUCCCCGCCCGCGCAUUCGCCAUCGGCUACUCGGCCAACGUCGUCCUGGAUGGUCUGCUCCCGCUUGCGCUGCGCAAGAAGCCGGCGCGCGAAGCUCUGCGUUCGUUCUUCGCGCUCAAGUCGCUGCAGUCUGGAACCGUUUUGGCACUCUUCUCAGCGCUGUAUAAGGUCUUGCUCACACGGCUGACAGCGAUCCGGCUGCACCUGCUCUCCAAAACUCGAGCCGCGGACGAUGUGGACGACAAGCGACUCGUGCGGCUGCUGCAAUCUGUGAGCCUCGUAACGUUCAGCGCGGCCCUCGCAGCAAGCAGUGUGUUGGCCGCCUUCCCGAUCCCCUCAUUGCGUCGGUCGAUGGCUCUCUGGCUAGGCACCAAGGCCAUCGAGAAUCUCUACACCCACCUUCGCUCUAUCAAAUCCCGUACGGUGGCAUGGAUCCCAAACUGGAUCGGUGGCGGCUUCUUCUACGCCCUCUCCAACGGUCAGCUGCUAUGGACGUUCCUCUUCGAACCUUCCUGCUUCCCCACUUCCUACGGGCGGGUCAUCCUUGCACGAAGCACGUCCUACAUCCCUCCUCGACCUGCCGGGUUGCCAACCUCCAUCCCGUGGCCCGCACCACGCGACAUCGCCGACACCAUCGCCACCCUAUCCACGCCCACGUCGACCUCUGCGGCGUAUCCGGGAUUCAAAGCGCCCGUCCUGUCCGGGCUCACCCCUGCCAAAUACCCCACCACACGUCAUGCGCUCAUCAACCCGAUUCUCGACUACGCCCCGGCACAUCCCGCACACACGCGUCUCCUCUGCGCCAUCUUGCACCCAACCGAACCUUCCUGCUCCCGCAACUUCCUCUCGUUCUUCGCACGCGAGUGGCAGGCGUCCGCCAAGUUCGUUGCAGCAUUCACAGCGCUGACGCAACUUCUGUCGUAUAAAAAGGUGUUGAAGGAUCCCGAAACGGCGCUGUUCAGAUUCGCUUUGGCCGUGGUCCAAGGCGCAACGGUGAUUUCGGGAUCGAUUGGUACGGCGUGGGGUCUCACAUGCUUUUUCCAGCAAUACCUGCCACGAACGUUCCUCCCCACGACACGCUACUUCUUGAACGGCUUCCUCAGCAGCGUGUUUAUCUUAGCCGUGCCAAAAGCGAGACGGGCGCAGCUGGGAAGCUACGUGACACGUCAGAGUUUGGAUGCUGCGUGGGGCGUCGGGAAGCGCCGAGGCUGGUGGAACGGCGUCAGGCAGGGCGAAACCGUACUGCUCGCGCUAGGAUUGGCCACCUUGACAAGUCUGUACGAGACCAGACCCGAGGCCGUGGAGAGCAGCGUUAGGAAGAGCAUCGGUUUGCUGGUGGGCAAGAGCGCGAGCGCGGAUCGCGAGAAACAGAUGCAGCUGCAGUGGAAACCACAGGUGCCGGACGAGGAGGAGAAGAAGACCCAAUAG
Molecule: messenger RNA, 1542 nt
Organism: Kalmanozyma brasiliensis GHG001
Lineage: Eukaryota; Fungi; Basidiomycota; Ustilaginomycetes; Ustilaginales
Product: Transmembrane protein
Exons: 1
Coding region: 1-1542 (513 amino acids)
Source: RefSeq, a predicted model, not a curated record